AUGCCAGCCUACAAAGAAAUGCUGGGGUUUGCAGCACUUUUUGCCUUCCUCGGACUGACCCAAUGUCAAAAGUUGCCAAGUUUUGAUCUGCUGAAGGAGUUUCAUGUGACUGAGUCGAAAGGAGUGAGGAGAGUGGACGGUUCUCAACCUGAGGCGGUGGCCUACCGCGUCAACCCCUCUAUCCAUCUCCGGAGGACCAUGAGCGAUGUGUAUCCAGAUGGACUUCCCUCCGACUACUCCGUCAUCGCAACAUUUAAGGUGACCAAGGACGCUGCCAAGAAAUCCUGGGACCUGUGGCAGGUCAGUGACCCCAAGGGUCGGGAGCAGGUCGGCCUGCGUUUUCAGGGUGAAACGCGCUCUUUAGACUUCUUCUACACCAGCCCCCGUGGGAGCCAAAUGCUGCGGACCUUCCAUGGCGUGGAACAGUUAUUUGACGGAGAGUGGCACAAGUUGGCGCUGAGCGUGAAGGGCAGCCGGGUGAAGCUGCUGAUAGAUUGUGUAGAGGUCAGUGCGGAGUCCAUUGAUGGGCCGAGGCCGGUCAUCCAUCGGGGGUACACCUCCAUCGUCAAGCGGGCUGCAGGAGAUCGCUCUGUGUCUGUCGACCUCCAGCAGAUGGAGGUGUCAUGUGACCCAGAGCAGGCUUAUUCAGAGGGCUGCUGUGAGCUUUCCAGUGUGUGUGGAGGGUACGCAGAGAUCGGCCUAACAGCUGGACGAGCGUCUUGCAAAUGCAUGCACGGACAACCCGGCAUUCAAGGACCUCCAGGAACAAAGGGUCACAUAGGUCUUCCAGGAAAAGCCGGAGACCAAGGAAGACAAGGAAACUGGGGUAUCCGGGGAAACACAGGAGACUAUGGCAACAUUGGCGAGUCCGGCCAAAAGGGUGAAGAAGGAAUCCAAGGCGAGAAAGGACUGAGAGGACUCUGGGGCCAAGUGGGAGACCGAGGUCCUGAAGGGCUGAAAGGAUUAAGAGGGGCAGCGGGCUUCAAGGGAGUUCGCGGACCAUCUGGAGACAUCGGAGAGACAGGACACCUGGGAGGAGUUGGUGCUAAAGGCGACAAAGGACACGAAGGGAUUCCCGGAUUUCAAGGAGUUAAGGGAGAAAAAGGGACCACUGGUGUAGCGGGGCGUGCCGGUUCCAGAGGAAAGCAGGGUAUUGUGGGAGAUCCUGGAGAGAGGGGAUCUAAUGGAGAGAAGGGGAUGCCUGGGAUCCAUGGACCUGCGGGCAGAGAUGGCACCAUUGGACCGAAGGGCAUUGUUGGAGAUCCGGGCCUACCUGGCAGAGAUGGUGAUCUAGGAAUAGAGGCUUAUCAAGGACCACAAGGUGUCAGUGGAAAACUCGGACGAAUUGGAGUAAAGGGAGAGAAAGGCCUCUUUGGGCCAGCAGGAGAAAUGGGUCCCCAAGGCCGAACUGGCCCAAGAGGUUACAAGGGUUCUGCUGGGAAGCCAGGAAGACCUGGAUUUAUCGGCCCACCGGGACCUACUGGACACGUGGGUGUGCCUGGAAAACCAGGGUCCAAGGGUGACACAGGAAUACAGGGAAUCCAAGGAGUUAAAGGUGGCCAGGGGGAAAAAGGAGUUAAGGGCCCAAAAGGAAAGGUUGGAGACCGGGCUGAGCAGGGUCCUCAGGGAGGACGGGGGCAGCGCGGCCCGGCGGGCCCACCUGGACAAUCAGGUCCUGUCGGAGUCAAGGGGGUUCGAGGUGAAGGAGGACUAGAUGGCUUUCAAGGGCCCGCGGGUCCACCAGGCCCGACCCUCCCUGCUCAACACGUGAUCGAGGUUUGUAAGAAAGUGAUCCUGGAGCAGAUGUCCACCUUUGCCAACUCAGUGAAGAGGACUUGUGCUGCAGUUUGUCCUCUGUAUGGAGACGUGCCCAUGGGUGCCCCCGGUCCCAUCGGACAGAAAGGACCCCCCGGACCUCUUGGUGACCCUGGUAAUAAUGGUGUUGAUGGAGAAGUGGGCCUGCCGGGAUUCUACGGAGAAGCCGGGGACCUGGGCCGAAAAGGAGAAACAGGUGACAGAGGAGAGAAAGGUGAUAAAGGACCCAAGGGUUAUGGCCUACCUGGCUACUUUGGAGACCAGGGAUCAAAGGGUCAGCGUGGACGUCCUGGCAGAGCCUUUAACGGCCAGCCAGGGAAGCAGGGUGAGAGGGGACACGUGGGCCGGCCUGGACUCAGGGGCCACGCAGGUCUCAGAGGAUCUCCAGGUGUUUGUCUCACCUCUGGGUGUACUCAGCUGAACACCAUCAGCGGGACCCCUCAGCCAGCACCGCGGAGGUUGAGGAAUCGCCCAUAG
Molecule: messenger RNA, 2292 nt
Organism: Anarrhichthys ocellatus (wolf-eel)
Lineage: Eukaryota; Metazoa; Chordata; Actinopteri; Perciformes; Anarhichadidae
Product: collagen alpha-1(IX) chain
Exons: 26
Coding region: 1-2292 (763 amino acids)
Cellular component (GO): extracellular matrix
Source: RefSeq, a predicted model, not a curated record